Molecule: messenger RNA, 2412 nt
Organism: Labrus bergylta (ballan wrasse)
Lineage: Eukaryota; Metazoa; Chordata; Actinopteri; Labriformes; Labridae
Source: RefSeq, a predicted model, not a curated record
UAACAAGAGUUAGCUCACUGAAUGUUCACUCUUUGACUCUUCCUGAAUGAGGAUGAACCCCGGCAUCAUCACCUGGACUUUCUUUCUGCUCUGGGCUGCAGAUGUUUCUCAGUCUGUGCUGAUCACUCAGUGGCCCCAAAUCAUCUCAAGACAUCCCAACGGCUCAGCUGAGAUGCACUGUUACCAGAAUGAGACAGAUUAUUCAUAUCUGUACUGGUAUCGACAGCUAAGAGGACAAAGUUUCCAGUUAAUGGUGAUGGUAUCAGCUGGCUCUGCAACCUUUGAAGAGGAUUUCAAAUCUGGUUACCAGGCGGUGAGACAGAAGAAGGAGGAGAAGCAGUGGUCUCUGUCGAUAGAGAGCGUUCAGAGGAAAGACGAGGCGGUUUAUCUGUGUGCUGCUAGUCUACACGGUGCUGUGGCACACCUCAGACCUGUGACAAGAACAUACUGCAGGGAAGCUCUUUGUUGUUCUGACACUUGUCAGGCGUGCGCUGUGACAUUUGUGAAGUUUGAUCCACAGAUAGUGCAGAAGGACAUAGCGGUCGAGAUCAAAUGCAGCCAUAAUGACACUUCUCUUGUUAUCAUGCUCUGGUAUCAACAGAGAAAGGGCAGCACGUCUCUGACCCUCAUUGGCUACGGAUCUGAAAGCUCCCCCACUUAUGAGGAUCGAGCAACGAGUGUGGCGUUUCAACCAUCGCAUCCAAAAGUAGUCGUUGAAAAGGCCCGGGUAGAAUUUAACUGCAGUCACAAUGAUGAAAAUCUUGAUGUGAUGCUCUGGUACCAGCAAACACAAAGCGGCAUGAUGGAUUUAAUCGGAUACGGCUACACUAGCAGUGAACCCGACUAUGAGGAGAAGUUCAAGGAUCGCUGGAAGACGUUCAUCACUAACAUGUUUAUCAUCGUGCUUUCUCUGUUUCUUCUUUUACACUCAGGUCUCAGUGUCGUAGUGAAUCAGUCUGGAACUCAAACGUCACAGCCCGGACUCACAGCGGACUUUAGAUGCAGCCUCGAGUUCAGCAUGAGCAGCUACACCAUGCUCUGGUACCGUCAGGCGCACCACGGAGCCGCUGUGGAGUUCCUCAUCAAAGAGCACGACCAACCUCAGGGUCGAUUCGAGGCGACCAUAAACAUAUUCAAAAACAUCUUCACCCUGAAGGUUACAGAUCUGAUCCUGAGCGACAGCAGCACCUACUUCUGUGCUGCAAGACACAAGAAGCUUUCUGCAAACACAGUCUGCAGAUCAAACUUACAGAGAGACACCAGGUCAAAGGUCAGUGUCAGCUCGGAGCUUUUUGACGUUAAGAUUCAGCACUGUGUCAACAACGAGGCGUACUUCGGCCCGGGGACUAAACUGACUGUUUUAGAAGAAGGACUUAAGGUCACUCCACCGACAGUCAGAGUUCUCCCAGCUUCUCCAAAGGAGUGUGGACACCAGAGUAAGACCAUCGUUUGUGUGGCCAGUGGAUUCUACCCGGAUCAUGUCAGCUUCUCCUGGACCGACAAAGAGGGCGAGGUCAGCUCAGGUGUGGCGACGGACAGCGAGGCCGUGCUGGAAGAAGGAAAGACCUACAUGAUGAGCAGCAGGCUGAGGGUCUCUGCUGAAGAGUGGAACAAUCCUGACAAUGAAUUCACCUGCACCGUCCACUUCUUUGACGGGGACAAAACGGUCCCUUACUCUGCUUCAGUUAAAGGAAUAGAAGCUGAAAGAAAAACCAUCACCAGAGACAAAUAUCUGAAGGUCACGCAGAGCGCCAAACUGACGUACAGCGUGUUCAUCGUGAAGAGCUGUUUCUACGGAGCGUUUGUAGCUUUUCUGCUGCUCAAGUUUCAGGGGGCGAAGCAGAAGAACUGAGAGCAGAGCCGACGCCUCACAAGAGGAUUCUGGGAAAUCUGCUCAGUGUUCAUGUCUGUGUAUGAAGUUAGCAAACCUUUAAUCUUCAAGCUACUUUUAAAAUGAUUGUUCUUCGGGGCGCCAUAUAGCCUAGCGGUCAUGUUGCACGCCCCAUGUACGGAGGUUGUGUCCUCGUCGCAGCGAGCGGCCGUGGGUUUGAAUCCGACCUCUGACCUCCUCUCUCUUCAGCUGUUCUUUCUCAUAAAAGCAAAAAGACCCAAAAAAUAUCUUUCUUUUUUUUUAAAGAUCGUCCUUCACAGACGCUUCACUCUGAACGUCAUCAAAGAAAAUCACAACGAUACCUUUAAAAACAGACGUGAAGAACGAGCUACGAUCAGACCAGAGCUGCACACAUGAUCCAUCUUAUCACACUUCAGAGUUACAAAGAUGUGUCGUGUUUUAUUCUUUCUUUCUUUCUGUCCUUCUGUCACUGAAAACUUCACGUCUUUUCUUUCUGCUCUGUACGAGAAUUAUAUUCAAAUGUGUCAUCUUUAAUAAAGACUUAUCAGACUUUACUUCAA